Messenger RNA from Cotesia congregata, 1099 nucleotides. Lineage: Eukaryota; Metazoa; Arthropoda; Insecta; Hymenoptera; Braconidae. The record is from the annotation of a GenBank genome assembly.
UUUGAUAUUGUUAUUUUUAUAACAUAAAUGAAUUAUUAAAUUUAUUUAAAAUAAAAAUUUUUUGAUUUCCAAAGCCGCUGAGAACUUUUGCAGCGGUGGCAGCUAUUUUAAUAAUGAUAACAGGUUUAAUCGGUAAUCUGUUAACUAUUGUCGCUCUCUGUAAAUAUCCAAAAGUACGUAAUGUCACUGCAGCAUUUAUCAUCAGUCUCUGUGUGGCUGAUUUUAUAUUCUGCGUCCUAGUACUACCCUUCGACUCAAUCCGAUUUGUCAACAGCGGUUGGACUGAUGUAAGAUUUUUGUGUGUACUGGUGCCUUUUUUGAGAUACGGAAACGUCGGCGUCAGCCUUCUUUGUGUCGGUGCAAUAACUGUUAAUCGAUUUAUAAUGAUAUCACAAAACAGCCUUUAUGGCAAAGUGUAUAAAAAACAUUGGAUCGCUGUUAUGAUUGCCUUUUGCUACUUAUUUUCUUAUGGAAUGCAAGUCCCCACUCUAGUUGGAGCUUGGGGAGAGUUUGAUUACGAUUCAAAUUUGGAAACCUGUUCAAUAGUUAGGGAUUCAAGGGGUCGAAGCUCAAAGACGUUCCUCUUUGUUACCGGGUUUGUCAUACCAUGCAUUGUCAUUGUUGGCUGUUAUGCAAAAAUAUUUUGGGUUGUUCACAGUUCAGAAUCAAGAAUGCGUAAGCACGCGAGUCCAACGAUAAAGUCUCCUCAUACCCCGGGACGGGACACAAGGGAGAUAAAGCAAAAACGAAGCGAAUGGAGGAUAACCAAAAUGGUAUUAGCUAUUUUCUUGAGCUUCGUUGCUUGCUAUUUACCAAUCACCAUCGUUAAAGUCGCCGACCCAGAAGUUAGAUAUCCAGGAUUCCACGUUAUGGGAUACUUAUUGUUAUACUUUGCAUCAUGUGUUAAUCCAAUCAUCUACGUGAUAAUGAACAAACAAUACCGACAGGCGUACGCUGGUGUGAUAAGCUGCUCUAAGAUCCGCGCGAGUUUGACACCCCACGGGAGCAGCAAUCCAGGACAAAAUAAUUAUGGCCAAGGUAACCACAUCGUAACGGUCACCAAGCUCUGAUCGAAAGCACGGCUCAUUUGUGUCGUAAG